Messenger RNA from Lycium ferocissimum, 3377 nucleotides. RefSeq names its product pathogenesis-related homeodomain protein. Lineage: Eukaryota; Viridiplantae; Streptophyta; Magnoliopsida; Solanales; Solanaceae. The transcript has 9 exons. Gene Ontology annotation, cellular component: nucleus. Gene Ontology annotation, molecular function: chromatin binding; DNA binding. Gene Ontology annotation, biological process: chromatin organization; regulation of DNA-templated transcription. Bases 617 to 2926 code for a protein of 769 amino acids. The record is from RefSeq and is a predicted model, not a curated record.
AAAGCAAAUCUGGAAAGAUCAAGUGGAAGCGAAAGAGGGGGAAACAAUGGCGGCGCGGCAAAAGUGAACCUAGCCAGCGUAAAAAUUGCUACGCUCCUUGAGAACGUGCUUACACCGCACAUUGCCCAGUGCACCCUGAUUUGAAGGACCAACUAGGCUUUCAUCUUAAUACUAUUAUUAUGUUGUUAUCGGCUUAGAGAGAGGCUCGGCAACACCAAUAUCUACAUCCACUCUUCCUACUUUUCAUACUCUCCUCCACUCACUUACUCUUCCCCAAAAAAUUAAAAAAAAAAGUACACCUUUAGUAUGGAACCCUAGUUCCCAGAUUCUUGAUUUCGAUUUCUUUCUCUUCAAAGAAGACAAAAACUAAGAGAAGCAAUAUUGGAUUUUUCAGUUUGGAGUAUAAGAAAUUUUGCGCCAUGGCAUUGUCUUUGUGAGAAUUGGGAGAAUAGAUUUCUCGUGAUCUUGGAUCAUUGAAUAUAUUGAUCACUGCAGUAACUUAGAACUUGAGCACAGACGUCAUUAAGAUGAAAAUGAAGAGAUAACUGUGUCCUGUAGACAUUUUUGGUAAUGCCAAUCAGGAAGAGUUGAGACCACAGCUAGAAAUCAAACUGAGAUGUCAACUCUUGGAAACACUGCAGUUUCACCUGAAAAGGUGGCAACAACAACUGCUGGGGGCCAUUACACAGCAUCAGCAGCAGGUAAUAUGUCUGAAAACCCUGGUGUUGAGCAAUCAGGAGAAGCAUGUGAAAACACAGUUCAAAAUCUUAACCAAUCAGAAUGUCGAGAGAAAACACCUGGUCAGCCUAGAAAAAGAAAAUCUAUUUCAGGAUCCCCUAUCAGCAGUACUAGACUUCUACGCUCAAGGUCUAAGGAGAAAUCUGGAGCUCCUGAGGCAAAUAAUACUGUAGUAACUCAUGAUGCUAUUGAGGAAAAGAAAAGAAAAAGGAGAAAGAAAAAACAUAGUAAGGAUAUAGCUGUGAAUGAAUUCACAAGAAUAAGGGCCCAUCUGAGGUACUUAUUACAUAGAAUACAAUAUGAGCAGACCUUGAUUGAAGCUUACUCUGGUGAAGGCUGGAAAGGACAAAGCUUAGAAAAGAUAAAGCUGGAGAAGGAGCUACAACGAGCCAAGACCCAUAUUUUUCGUUACAAAUUAAAAAUUAGAGAUUUGUUUCAACGCCUUGAUACUUUACUUGCUGAAGGGAGGCUUCCGGCAUCUUUAUUUGACAAUGAAGGGGAGAUUGACAGUGAAGAUAUAUUCUGUGCAAAGUGUGGCUCGAAGGAUCUGCUAGCUGAUAAUGAUAUUAUCCUCUGUGAUGGCGCUUGUGAGCGUGCAUUUCACCAGUUAUGUGUGGAGCCACCUCUGUUAAAAGAAGACAUUCCACCUGAUGAUGAAGGCUGGCUUUGUCCUGGUUGUGAUUGCAAAGUUGACUGCAUUGACUUGCUUAAUGAUCUUCAAGGAACAGACCUUUCCGUUACUGACAGCUGGGAGAAAGUAUAUUCCAAGGAAGCUGCUGCUGCGUCCGGGGAAAAGCUGGAUGAUAUUUCUGGACUUCCAUCAGAUGACUCGGAGGACGAUGACUACAACCCUGAAAAUCCAGAUGUAGAAAAAAAUGAUUCGGAAGAUGAAUCCAGUUCCGAUGAAUCUGAUUUUUACUCUGCAUCUGAAGACCUGGCAGAAGCCCCUCCUAAAGAUGAUGAGAUUUUGGGACUUCCUUCUGAUGACUCAGAAGAUGAUGACUUUAAUCCUGAUGAUCCAGAUAAGGAGCCGGCUAAAACAGAAAGUUCAAGUUCCGACUUUACGUCUGACUCUGAGGAUCUUGGUUUGAUAGUUGAUACUAAUAGGUUGCCAGGUGAUGAACAAGGGGUUUCCAGUCCAGUAGAUAACAGUAGGCCAAACUCAGCUUCCCAAGAGGAAAAAGCUAACGUUGGUAAAGCUAAAAGAAAUUCGCUGAAGGAUGAGUUGUCCUAUCUCACGCAAUCUGUUAGCCCUCUUGUCUCUGCCAAAAGGCACUUAGAGAGGUUGGACUACAAAAAGCUGCACGAUGAAACAUAUGGAAAUGGAUCUUCUGAUUCUAGUGAUGAUGAAGAUUUUGAGGGUGGUCCUUCACCCAAGGUGAGAAAGAUCAGAAAUGCCAAAGCUGCUAUGGCUUCUCCUAGUUCGACUCCAGCAGAUAUCAAGGACCAAAAUGGGAAAUGGAAAGGGAGCGGACAUACUUCUGAUGGGGGACACUCUGAGAAACUCAAAGUUGGAGGCGUGGACACCUCUGAAUCUCAUUCAAGCGGUAAAAGAAAAACAUAUGGAGAAGCCGCCACCAAGAGACUCUAUGAAUCCUUCAAGGACAAUCAGUAUCCUGACCGUGACGCAAAGGAGAAGUUGGGUAAAGAAUUAGGGCUAACAGCUCACCAGGUCAGUAAAUGGUUUGAAAAUGCUCGUCAUUGCCGUCGUCAUUCUUCUCACUGGGACUCAAUUAUGAGUCAAAAAGUGUCGAAAGAAUCUCCAUCCUCGUCACAGAUAAUUGGAGAACCACUUGGAACUGAAUCUAAAAGCAUCUUGAAUGAUGCUUCCUGCAAUGGGGUUGAGAAAUUUGAACCACUAAAGCAAUGCCUUAAUGGAGAAAAAUCUCCUGCCAUAGAUAACAGCGAGGGAGAUUUGUUGAUACAGGAGUCCAGUGGAAAAGAAUCUAGUAAACCAAAAGCAAAAAAUGAUGCAACAAUUCAAGGAUCGGAUGACACUCCCCCCAGUAAGACUUCUAAGAAGCAGAAUGCGAAGGUUGACACCAUGGAUUCUCAGAAUGAUGAUAUGACAGAUCAAGGAUCGGAUGACACUCCUCGCAAUAAGACUUCUAAGAAGCCAAAUGCGAAGGUUGAUACCCCAAAUUCUCAGAAUGUCCGUAGAAGUAGCAGGUUGCAGAAACAAGGCUGAGGCCAAAUUGUGGACCAUAUGAAUACUUUGAGUGCAAUAUAAUCUACCUGGAAGUUUUCUGAUCUCCGUGAAUGGUUAAAGAUUGAAACAUUAGCUAGUUGAAGGGUCGGGCAGUUGUCCAGAUACUCAUGCGGAACUUUGAGGUACCGAGUUAUAUGGAGUUCCUCUGUUAAUCCACAGAACGAACAUGCAUGGAUGUAACAGUUCUCUUCGCAUUUUCCCAUCCAUAUUGGAUGUAGCAGGGUUACUGGAGCUAUCAUAUUUGAAUUUCAAUUGCCGUUACAUUUAUGGCUCAAUCGUACAGUAAACAUGGUUUGAUGUCGCUAUGUUGUACGUAUUGCAGAUUAAAAUAUUUCUCCUUUUUUAUUUAUUUGGUUUUUGUUGUCCUCUGUUGUAACUGUUUCAGUAAAGAUGAACUUAUUUCAGUUGGAAUGUCGGAUUUGCUGCUCAA